AGUUUCCCUGUCUGUGCUACAAGCCGACACCCCUCCGCCUGAGCAGAGAGUGGAACGCUCCAGCUCGCUCUGGGCUCUGUUGUUGUGCAGAGCUGCACAAGGCCUGUCUGAGCCAGCUUGACAGAAAGAGGAGGAAGACUUUAAGACAGAGACAUGCUGAGGAUUGAGAGCUGUGAAGCUGUUUCAUCACCCUGUCCAGACCACCAAAACCACAGAGGAGACCGAAGAAGGGAAGCGGGAGAAGAGGGGGAGCAUCAGUGAGAGCAGGAGGAAGUGAGGGAGAGGCAAGGUGAAGGAGGAGAAGGGAGGAAGGAAAGGGAGGGAGGAAGGAGGAGGGCCUGACUGACUGACAUUGCUGCUGUCGCUAUCAGCUCCCUCAAACACAUCAGCAGACCGGGCUCUGCACACUUGCUGCUCUCUCAUUCCCUUCAGUAGAGAGAGUCUCAUCCUCCAUCUCUUUCAUCUGCUUUGAGCAGAAGGAUAGAGAGAAGGAGAAGGAGGGGAGGCAGUAACCCUCUCCUCUCCUUCACUCAGAGACAGAGAGAGAGAGAACAGAGAAACGGUAAAGAACAGGAAGGAACGCAGCUUUGUGUUUGUAUUUUGCCGUCUCCUGUGGAACGCCCGGCCAGAGAGCGGCUACCAGGCACCGCUCAUGUCCGUGAACUCGGAGAAAUCCUCGUCCCCUGAAAGGCCUGAAACCCAGCAGAAAGCCCCGGUUACUACCCCUCCCCCUCCCCCGCCACCUCCUCCGCCUCCCCCUGAGCUGGCAGGACAACCUGAGCCAGAGGAAGAGAUCUUGGGCUCUGACGAUGAGGAGCAGGAGGACCCAGCAGACUACUGUAAAGGAGGAUACCAUCCGGUAAAGAUCGGGGAUUUAUUCAACGGAAGGUACCAUGUGAUCAGGAAGUUAGGAUGGGGCCACUUCUCCACAGUAUGGCUGUGCUGGGACAUACAAGUGAAGAACUUUGUGGCGAUGAAGGUGGUGAAGAGCGCCCAGCACUACACAGAAACGGCCCUGGAUGAGAUCAAACUAUUGCGAUGUGUGAGAGAGAGCGACCCCGGCGACCCAAACAAAGACAUGGUUGUGCAGCUGAUCGACGACUUCAAGAUCUCUGGAGUCAACGGCAUACAUGUGUGUAUGGUGUUUGAGGUGUUGGGUCAUCACCUGCUGAAAUGGAUCAUUAAAUCCAACUACCAAGGUCUCCCGCUGGCAUGUGUCAAGAGCAUUAUCAGACAGGUCCUGCAGGGUCUGGACUACCUCCACGCAAAGUGUAAAAUCAUCCACACAGACAUCAAGCCUGAGAACAUCCUGAUGUGUGUAGAUGACGUAUUCGUGAGGCGCAUGGCCAUGGAGGCGACCGAAUGGCAGAAAGCUGGAGCUCCACCCCCCUCCGGAUCAGCUGUUAGCACAGCGCCUCAGCUCAAACCGGUGAGUACAUCUGAUGUGGGAAAAAUCUCCAAAAACAAGAAAAAGAAGCUGAAGAAGAAACAGAAGCGGCAAGCCGAGCUGCUGGAAAGACGGAUGUUGGAGAUCGAAGCCCUGGAGCGAGAGGCUGAGAUAAGGGAGGAGAGGGCCAAAGAAGGCGGGGAUGAAGGCGACUCUGAGCAGAGCCUGGCUUCGACGCUGAAGCCACCGCCGGCGUCCGUGGGCCCCAGCAUGGCUCUGGGAGAGAGCGACGAUGAUGACGACGAUGACGAGGAUGGGGAGGAUGAAGAGGAGGAGGAAAGGGGAGAAAGGGAGAGGCCUGUCAGGUUGACUAAUCAUACAUGUGCAGCACCUCCCCAGGAGCAAAAUGAAGUGCCAGAAAUCCCGGCUACUAACCAGCAAGAGGAGGGAGAGGAAGAAGAGGAAGAGGAGCCCACGCCUGUCGCAGAAAAAGAUGCCCCAUUUCCUCCCACCUUGGAAGAAGGUAAUGGAGAUUCAGAGCCAGCAGACGGGGAGAAAGACGAGGAGAAGGAGGAGGAGAAAGAGGAGGAGGAGGAUGAGUCUUUAAAAGAAACGGUGAAUGAGAACGUGAAGGAAGAGGAAGAGGUGGAGGAAAAGGUUGUGGAAGAAGAAAAUAAGGAAGCAGGAGAGGAGAAGCAGGAGGAGGAUGGAGACACUGGAACAGAAGCACCAAAGACUGAGAGCAAAACAGAGGAGGAGGCAGCUGAGAAAGAAGAUGACUCAAAGGAAGGGGAGGGGGAGGAAUACGAGGAGAUCUAUGACGAUGAAGACGACGAUGAUACGACUACGACCACAGCAGACCUCCUAACUGACAGCACCUCUCCCAUUAAGCCCCAGAUCAGCAAAACGAAUACAGCUAAAACUAACGGGCACGUUUUGUUAGUUUCUGAUUCACUAAGACAAAACCCCGGCAAGACGCCCCCUCCCUCACCCACCCCUGAGCCUCUACUCUGCCCCCUGGUGGAGUCCGAGCUCAGCUACACGGACAGAGACAUCUCGCUCAGCUCCGGGUAUGAGAUGUAUAACGGCGAAGUGGCCGAGCCGGCGCUGACCAACGGCUCCAGCGAACAACAUCGAUCCAAGAUGCCCCUCUUCCCCGAGCUGCCUCUGGAUCCCGAGCCGGGGAACCCAAUUUCAGGGGGGACAGUAGACAUUGGGACAGAACCCUCAGCAAACAGCCCUACAGCAGACCGAAGUCGCACUGUGUCAUCGUCAAGCACUGGAGACACACCAAAAGCCAGGGCCAGAGCGGCAGACCUCCUGAUCAACCCACUGGACCCCCGCAACGCCGACUCCAUCAGAGUGAAAAUCGCUGACCUUGGAAACGCCUGCUGGGUGCAUAAGCACUUUACAGAAGACAUCCAGACGAGACAGUACCGCUCCAUUGAGGUCUUGAUAGGAGCCGGGUACGGUACCCCAGCUGACAUCUGGAGCACAGCCUGCAUGGCAUUCGAACUGGCCACAGGAGAUUAUCUGUUUGAGCCUCACUCUGGAGAGGACUACUCCCGUGAUGAGGACCACAUCGCUCUGAUCAUGGAGCUCCUUGGGAAGGUCCCGCGCAAACUGGUAGCCGCUGGGAAGUUCAGCCGAGAGUUUUUCUCCAAGAAAGGUGAGCUGCGGCACAUCACCAAGCUGAAGCCCUGGUCUCUGUUCGAUGUCUUGGUUGAAAAGUACGGCUGGUCACACGAAGAUGCCGGACACUUCACCCAGUUCCUGCUGCCCAUGCUUGAGAUGGUGCCUGAGAAAAGGGCCUCGGCUGGGGAAUGCCUAAACCACCCCUGGCUCAGCUCAUAGCCACAAACUUCCAUCACCCCCUCUCCUUCCUUCCCCAUCCACCUUCUAGACUUUGAGCUCAAACAACGACCUCUGUUGGCAGCGAGCAGCAAGCAUCGUACAGAGAGGCUUCUAACGCAUUCAUUCCAUACCCACCUGAUCAGGCUUUACUUCUACAUGUACACUACCAUGGGGAAUGUAAAAAAACGAAAACACAAAACGCUGGCAAGGACUACAAAAAAAGGAAUUUAGUGAUGUUGGAAAGGAUUUUCCUGAAACGAGAAGUCAGAACAAAACAUGGUGUUAUUGCCUCCUCCGCCAUCAAGACGUCACCCUCUUCUUCAUCCGUUUUCUUCUAAUUUUUCUUAACAAAUGAAAGCUGCUGACUUUCAGAGUAAACAGAGUUGGCAAGAGACUCUUGCACUGCUGUCAGAUGGCCCAGAGUUCCCUCUUCCAUUACCAAACCGGAGCCCAUAAAGACAUACGAGUGUGUGUGUGCUAUUAUGCGAGAAAAUGAGCGUUUGUGCCUAUGUGCCCUAUAUAACCUCCUUAAAGAAGUACCAACAUCAGACUUUACAGUUUACAGCUUUCUUACAUGAAUCCAGUCCUUAAAAAAAGCUUCUCACAGCCUCCAUUGCUUCCUAUCAUGCUCUACGGUCCUGAACCGACCUUGCAGGUGGAAGGGGGCAUCACAUUGAUGGGUACAGAGAAGGUUUGGAAUCAAAACAAUCAGUAUUAACUUCGAGAAAUAUCUGCUUGGUGUUAAUAGACUUUAAUUCGAAGAUGCAUGGUGACACUGCUGGAUCGACAUGAAGGAAUAUGAGAAACCAACAAUAAUUGUUGGUGACAGUUCAUCUUUCACAUAUGGGAAUGGUAUUAGGAAAUGUUGGUGACCCACCACCCUUGGCACUUUUCAGUUUUUGACAUGACCAAAUCCCCAAACCUUCUGACUCCAUUCCUAAGAACAGUUAUCUUCACUCCCUUCUGUUGUAUGUUUACUGGAUCCGAUUGGUACUACUCCCCCACCACCCAACCGUCUUUUUUCCCCCCUGGAGGAACCCCAUCUAUCCCAGAGCCUCUCCAAAAAGGAGGCGGCCAUGUGGAAGGUUGCACUUGUCUUUGUAAAUGUCUUUCAGGGAUUUGAAACCUUUGUACAUAGAACUAGAUUUCGCAACACAAAUAAGCGACUGUGGACACAUUUGUGGACAAACACCCCGAGUAUCAUUCCAAAAAAUGUAAAAAGUAAAAAAAAACUGGUUGCUGUUGGCAGUACUUGGUUUCCCCUCUGACAGAACAGGAAUGGGACAUUCUGAUUUCUGAUCAAACUUGGUGGGAGGCUCAAACUGACUGGUGCUGCCACCAGGUGGCAGUUUGGGAGUAUUGCAUCGCCACAUGAAGCUGCUGCUCUCAGUGCCAACAAACCAACUUUCUCCAUCUCUGUCCACUAAAUCACACACCUGAAAUCUGAAUCAUCACAAUUAAUCCAGUUGCCUAUUUUUCGCAAUAAAUAAUUAAAAAAGAUAAUUAUAAUUAAAUGGUGAGAUAUUUUUAAAAACUAUUUAAUUCAUUAAAAAUAUAGGGGGGGGGGAAAGCAAACAACUUCUCUCUGUGGUUGUUGUGACCGUGACAGAAAUUUAUCUUCUACUGAGGUGAUUGUGUUUGUCUAUUAGAGAUGUUUUUACUUGUUUUGUCAUUAUUAAUAUUAUUGAACGUUUUUUUAAAGAAAAACAAAACACCUCUCCCCUCCCUUCUUAAACAGUGCUGCCCUCUAUGGGCUGUUGAUGGUGACAAAAAAAAAAAAGAAAAACUGUUUUGCAAUAAAGGGUAUUUGAGUUAUCCCCCCCUCCCUUCUUUUCCAAUUUUGCACCAAAUCCUCCUGAUCUCCGUCACUCAGCCAUGCUGACUGUUCUUCCUGAUAAGAUCGAAGUUUUGUCUGUUUUUCAUUGACAGAUUUAAUAAAUUGUAGAUUAAUGGAUUCUGUGUUCUUCAAUGUAGUCAUUUGUUGGAGUUUAUCAUCACAUUUGGAGACAUUACAGGCAAAGCAGGAGAAGAACUGUAGUCGGGCUGGAUUUCAUUUUAAUGGUAUGAGCACUGAACAAUUAAAAUACAAAAAAAUAUUAGUACAUUAAGUCAUAGCUCAUUCAGUGUAGUGUGUUACAACGAACAUGGUACAGUACUGUGAUUCACUCUAAAAACAGUUCAUAAAACACAAAAGAAACAUUGCAGGAAUAAAAUGUCUCCACAUCUGUACAAGACCUUGAAAAAGUAUUCAUACCCCUUGAACUAGUGACACUAUAACCACUACAAACGAACACGGAUAACAUUCAUGAAGAAAUAAAAGGAAAGUUGUACGUUUAUAAUUUUUUUU
This is a messenger RNA of Cyprinodon variegatus (sheepshead minnow), 5588 nucleotides long. It is a transcript of the gene srpk2, whose product is annotated as SRSF protein kinase 2-like. The coding region runs from base 653 to 3241 and encodes 862 amino acids. The record is from RefSeq and is a predicted model, not a curated record. Gene Ontology annotation, molecular function: ATP binding; protein kinase activity. The transcript is spliced from 15 exons. Gene Ontology annotation, biological process: regulation of mRNA processing; spliceosomal complex assembly; protein phosphorylation. NCBI's taxonomy places the organism in Eukaryota, Metazoa, Chordata, Actinopteri, Cyprinodontiformes, Cyprinodontidae.